CUCUCGCUCGCUGGCUCGCUCUCUCCUCGCCCGCCGGGUGCUGAAGUUGGGCGGAUGGCAGCCGGGCGGCUCGGCUAGAGGACCGGAGCAGCUCAGCCCCGCGCCCUGCGCCCUGCGCCCCGGCCCAGAGCUGCCCACACCUGCGGCGGCUGCCAGCCCAUUGGGAACUGAAGUAGCUGACAUGCGCAAAAGGCAGCAGUCACAAAAUGAAGAAACUCCUGCAGUGUCGCAAGCACCCGGGAACCAGAGGCCCAACAACACAUGUUGUUUUUGUUGGUGCUGUUGUUGCAGCUGCUCCUGCCUCACUGUUAGGAACGAAGAAAGAGGGGAAACUGCAGGACGACCCACGCUUACCACAAAAAUGGAGAGUGUCCAGGUCCUAGAGGAAUGCCAGAACCCCACUUCAGAUGAAGUCUUGUCUUGGUCUCAAAACUUUGAUAAAAUGAUGAAGGCCCCGGCAGGAAGAAACCUCUUCCGAGAGUUCCUGCGGACAGAAUACAGUGAGGAGAACUUGCUUUUCUGGCUGGCCUGUGAAGACUUAAAGAAAGAGCAGAACAAAAAGGUCAUUGAGGAAAAGGCCAGGAUAAUAUACGAAGACUACAUCUCUAUCCUGUCACCCAAAGAGGUCAGUCUCGAUUCUCGGGUUAGAGAGGUGAUCAAUAGAAAUUUGUUGGACCCUAACCCGCAUAUGUAUGAAGAUGCCCAACUUCAGAUAUAUACCUUAAUGCACAGAGAUUCUUUCCCAAGGUUUUUGAACUCUCAAAUUUACAAGUCCUUUGUUGAAAGUACUGCCAGUUCAACUUCUGAAUCUUAAUUUUCACUCAAAGAAAUUAUUUUGAAGGACUGGGAUGGAAAAUAAAAGUAGUUCAAUCACAUCUGAAACUUGAGUUCCAGAACUACAGUUUAGCA
Molecule: messenger RNA, 909 nt
Organism: Suncus etruscus (white-toothed pygmy shrew)
Lineage: Eukaryota; Metazoa; Chordata; Mammalia; Eulipotyphla; Soricidae
Gene: RGS17
Product: regulator of G protein signaling 17
Exons: 5
Coding region: 182-814 (210 amino acids)
Source: RefSeq, a predicted model, not a curated record